Echinops telfairi (small Madagascar hedgehog) is the source of this 1759-nucleotide messenger RNA. RefSeq names its product RUN domain containing 3A (gene RUNDC3A). The coding region runs from base 34 to 1371 and encodes 445 amino acids. The transcript has 11 exons. Lineage: Eukaryota; Metazoa; Chordata; Mammalia; Afrosoricida; Tenrecidae. The record is from RefSeq and is a predicted model, not a curated record. Gene Ontology annotation, cellular component: cytosol.
AGCGGGCGGCGGCAGCAGCGGCCGCACAUCUGGAUGGAAGCGAGCUUUGUCCAGACCACCAUGGCUCUGGGGCUGUCUUCCAAGAAGGCGUCUUCCCGCAACGUGGCCGUGGAGCGGAGGAACCUGAUCACCGUGUGCAGGUUCUCGGUGAAAACCCUGCUGGAGAAGUACACAGCGGAGCCCAUCGAUGACUCCUCGGAGGAGUUCGUGAACUUUGCAGCCAUCUUGGAGCAGAUCCUCAGUCACCGUUUCAAAGCCUGUGCCCCAGCAGGUCCAGUGAGCUGGUUCAGCUCGGACGGACAGCGGGGCUUCUGGGACUAUAUCCGGCUGGCCUGCAGCAAAGUGCCCAACAACUGCGUGAGCAGCAUCGAGAACAUGGAGAACAUCAGCACUGCCCGAGCCAAGGGCCGGGCCUGGAUCCGGGUGGCACUGAUGGAGAAACGCAUGUCGGAAUACAUCACCACAGCUCUGCGUGACACCCGAACCACCAGGCGGUUCUAUGAUUCUGGCGCCAUCAUGCUUCGGGAGGAAGCCACGGUCCUCACCGGCAUGCUGAUUGGACUGAGCGCCAUCGAUUUCAGCUUCUGCCUGAAGGGCGAAGUGCUGGACGGGAAGACCCCGGUGGUCAUUGAUUACACGCCCUACCUGAAGUUCACCCAGAGCUACGACUACCUGACGGACGAGGAGGAGCGCCACAGCGCCGAGAGCAGCACCAGCGAGGACAACUCGCCCGAGCACCCGUACCUGCCCCUCGUCACCGACGAGGACAGCUGGUACAGCAAGUGGCACAAGAUGGAACAGAAGUUCCGCAUCGUUUACGCACAGAAGGGCUACCUGGAGGAGCUGGUGCGCCUGCGCGAGUCGCAGCUGAAGGACCUGGAGGCUGAGAACCGGCGGCUGCAGUUGCAGCUGGAGGAGGCGGCGGCGCAGAACCAGCGCGAGAAGCGGGAGCUGGAGGGCGUGAUCCUGGAGCUGCAGGAGCAGCUGACAGGUCUGAUCCCCGGUGACCACGUUCCCCUGACCCAAGGCUCCAAAGAGCUCACCACACCCCUGGUCAACCAGUGGCCAUCUCUGGGGACGCUCAGUGGGGCCGAGGGCUCCAACAACCCGAAGCUGUACCGGAGACACAGCUUCAUGAGCACGGAGCCGCUGUCAGCAGAGGCCAGCCUGAGCUCAGACUCCCAGCGCCUGGGGGACAACAAGCGAGAGGAGCCCUGGGGCCCCAUCGGGAAGGACCCCACGCCCUCCAUGCUGGGUCUCUGCGGCUCCCUGGCCUCCAUCCCCAGCUGCAAGUCCCUGGCGAGCUUCAAAUCCAGCGAGUGCCUGAUGAGCAACAGUCCCGAGGGCAGCCCGGCACUGAGCCCCAGCUGAGGAGUGGGGUGGCCAUGCCAGCCCCACUGCCCGGGCCAUGGACGCCUGCCACCUUGCCGCAGAGCCCCCCAUCCAGACAUCUCUGGGGAAAAGCAGGACCCUUGUGCUGUCCAUUUCUGCUCGCAGCUGGAGGCAGCAGGGCUCUGAGAGGAACUGACCAGCCGGAGGGGCCAGGGGGACCACCUUGGGGACACUUGCCCCCUCCUGGCAAGCUUGGUGCCUGGCCGGCUCCGUGCUGGACACUCCCUCAUUCGUCUCCCCCACUUGCCCCCGGAGCUGGUGGUCCAGCAUUGCCACCCCACCACCCACCCAUGUAUCCUCUGGAGUCACCCCCACGGACAGGGAGCUCUGUUGAGGGGGCCACACAAAUAAAAACCAGAGGACGGAA